AAAAUGUCACUACAAGUCUAAAAGAAAUAGAAAAUGCGGGGUGAUUUUAUAUUUAAAUAUUAAUUACAAACUGUAUUACGAAUUUCUUUUAUUUCUUUUGAAUAAUUUAGUUUAAUAAAAGUUUUAUAAAUAGAGAAACAGAAAAAUGGCCAAGUUUAAACUAAAGAAGCCAUCUAAAAGGCAACCAGCACGCCUUCGUUAUAAGAUAGAAAAAAAAGUUAGAGAGCAUAAUAGAAAAGUAAAAAAGGAAGCUAAAAAGAAUCCUAAGUCUAAGAAGUCUAAGCCAAUACAGAUACCAAAUGUGUGUCCGUUUAAGGAAGACAUAUUAAAAGAAGUUGAAGCAGUAAAGAAACAUAAAGAGGAAGAAAGACAGAAGAAAAAAGAGCAAGCAAAAUUAGAUAAGCAAAUUAAAUUGGAGGAGAAAAAGAACAGUACUCUUAGUAUGGAUAAUUUGGUAGCAAAUGCACAAGCAAGAGGUAAAGUCCACGAAGCAUUCAAAGAAAAUGAUAUUGUGAAUGAUGAUGUACAAUUUGGCAAGGACAGACAACAAGAAAAUUCUUUAAAAGCUUAUUAUAAGGAAUUCAAGAAAGUUAUUUCGGAGGCUGAAGUUGUAUUAGAAGUUGUGGAUGCUAGAGACCCAUUAGGUACUAGGUGUAUUCAAGUUGAGGAAGCAGUUCGAGAGUCAGGCAAGAAGUUAGUUUUAAUCCUUAACAAAGCAGAUUUAGUGCCAAGGGAAAAUCUCACAGCUUGGCUCAAGUAUCUCCGUAGAUCAGCACCAGCUGUUCCAUUCAAAGCAUCGACACAGGACCAGCAACACAAUCUCGGCAGAAGGAAAAUGAAACAUAUUGUGAAAGAAAAGGAAAUGUCAAACUCUGCUUGUGUAGGAGCUGAGUUACUCAUGAGUCUCCUGGCUAAUUAUUGCCGAAACAAAGGCAUAAAGACAUCUAUAACAGUUGGCGUUGUUGGGUUGCCAAAUGUUGGCAAGAGUUCAAUUAUAAACAGUCUGAACAGAUCGAAAGCAUGCAAUGUAGGAAGCACUCCAGGAGUCACUAAACAAAUGCAGACUGUCCAGUUGGAUUCGAAGAUCAAGAUACUAGACAGCCCUGGUAUAGUAUUUCACACGGGCGCAGACGGUGAUGCGUCCGUAGCGCUUAAAAACGCUCUUCGCGUGGCCAGUCUCAAAGACCCCGUCACGCCUGCGACGGCUAUACUGAAGAGAGCUCAAAAACAUACUCUUGUAGCGCUCUACUGCAUACCAGAGUUUAACACGCCACAAGAGUUUUUCGCAAGUGUUGCAUCGCGUAUGGGUCGCUUUAAGAAAGGUGGCGUUCCUGACCAAGAGGCCGCUGCUAGAAUAUUACUUAACGAUUGGAAUACUGGAAAGGUGCGAUACUAUACUGAACCACCAGAGACGCCCGAGUCAGAAAUACAUGUUGACGCUAAGAUAGUUUCAACACUGUCACAAGACUUCGAUGUAAAUGCAUUUGAAGCGAUGGAAGCAGAAACCAUCGACACACUUGGUGCCACAAAUACUGAUGGCGCUAUUAAGAUCACAAGCACAGGUCCAGUCAAAGCGGCAGAAGACGACAUGCAAGUAGACGAAGACGAAUCUGUUCUACUCCCCAAAAAAGUUAACAUUGUUUCUAAAGUAGUUACUAAAACUCCAAAGGACUCUGGAGUAGACAUUGUUAUGGAAGGCAACACCAAACAGAAUAAAAUGAGAAAAAUGCAAUUUAAAAAAGAUAAAAAGAAAAAGGCAAGAGAUGAGAAAAAAGUAGUAGCUUUGACGGAAAUGCUAGAUCAAGCAAUAGUUACUAGUGUUAAGAAAAAAUGAUUAUGAAUAUCAAUAAUGUUCGCACUGCUAACUGGUGAUGUUUGAUAAUAAAAAAAAAAACCAUAUUUUGAACUUUAUUAUUUACCAAAACCAUUUUUUUCUCAAUUUUAUUAAUACCAUACAAUAUUCAAAUAAGUAAUUUACGUUAUCUUCCGGCAUCCAACAUGUUUCAUGAUGGUUUCAUGUGAUUACAAGUUGUAAUACAUUUUAACGAUAUUUUAUGUUGUCAAUACAUAUGGAUACAUUUUCUCACUAUGUUUUACCUUCUUUUUCCAUGAAUAAAAUAUAUACA
Vanessa atalanta (red admiral) is the source of this 2126-nucleotide messenger RNA. RefSeq names its product guanine nucleotide-binding protein-like 3 homolog (gene Ns1). Gene Ontology annotation, cellular component: nucleolus. The transcript has 9 exons. The record is from RefSeq and is a predicted model, not a curated record. Bases 146 to 1834 code for a protein of 562 amino acids. NCBI's taxonomy places the organism in Eukaryota, Metazoa, Arthropoda, Insecta, Lepidoptera, Nymphalidae. Gene Ontology annotation, molecular function: GTP binding.